CGACCCCACAAUCGGCGGGUAUAUAUGUAUCGCGCCUAAUGGUCGCGGGAGCGAAUUAUGGCAUUGUCUUUUAUCAGAGCUCAGGCAGUACAGCACGGAAAUUCACACCUGCGUCUCUUCGCCAGCGUAUCGACCAUGAAGACGGGAUUGGUACUGGGUGUCUACGAAACAGAGAGCGAGGACAACGUCGCGCUCACCCCUACGGCGGCCAAGUACAACGAGCUGGUCAAGGGCAAGCUGCUGAAGCACAUCCUGCUAGCAGGACCAAAGAUCCCUAAAGGUCAUGCUAGAGUGUUUUGGGGUUUGGAUGAAACAGAUUACGCCGGGGUCGCGGUAGUUGGACUGGGGAAGCAGGGCCUUGGUGUUAACAAACUUGAAGAGAUCCACGAAGGAAAGGAAAGCGUACGUGCUGCUGCAGCAGCGGGAUGCCGUGCACUAGAUGACGUGGAGAUAAAAGACAUCAAGCUUGAAACGCUAGGAGAUGCGGAAGCCGCCGCCGAGGGAGCUGGUUUAUCCACGUGGCUUUAUCAAGGAUAUAAAAAUGAGGAGAAGAAAAAGAAGUUACCAAAGAUCUCGCUGUACGGAGAUGAAGGAGAGGCAGAAUGGCGAGUCGGCACAAUUAAAGCCCAGGCGCAGAACUGGGCUCGCGAGCUGUCAGACACACCCGCGAACCUGAUGACGCCCACGAUAUUUUCGCAACGGGUCUUCGAGGCCCUAACGCAUCUCGGGGUCGACGUUCAGGUGCACGACAAGAGCUGGGCCGAGCAGAAGAAGAUGGGCUCGUUUCUCAGCGUGGCGCGAGGCAGCACCGAACCGCCCAAGUUCAUCGAGAUCAAUUACAAGGGCGCUGAUAAUCCGAGCGAGUCGCCGGUGACGUUCGUCGGUAAGGGAGUCACUUUCGAUGCCGGUGGCAUUAGCCUUAAGCCAUCGUCGGAGAUGGACGAGAUGCGCGCCGAUAUGAGCGGCGCCGCCUGCGUGGCCGCCACCAUCCGAGCCGCCGCCGAACUCAAACUGAAGAAAAAUAUCAUCGGGCUGAUCCCGCUUACGGAGAAUCUGCCGUCCGGACAUGCCACGAAGCCGGGAGAUAUGGUGCAGGCGAUGAACGGCAAGACCAUCAUCGUGGACAACACCGACGCGGAAGGCAGGCUGAUUCUCGCCGACGCGCUUUGCUACGCUCAGCGAUUUAAUCCAAGAUUUAUCUUGGAUAUCGCUACAUUAACCGGUGCCAUGAGAGUCGCUUUAUCGAACUCAGCGACUGGAGUGUUUACCAAUGACGGCAACCUUUACGAAACUCUGAGAAAUGCUGGCACGGUAACCGGUGAUCGAGUAUGGAGAUUCCCUCUGUGGCAGCAUUUCACGGAUGAAGUGACGAAAAAAGUCAAGGGUGCCGAUAUAAAUAACCUCGCCAAGUGCAAGGGCGGUGGCUCUUGCACCGCCGCUGCCUUCCUGAGGGAGUUCGUCAGCAAGGAUACACCGUGGAUGCAUCUGGACAUAGCUGGUGUCAUGGGCCCUGCCCACGACGAAUUACCGUAUAUUCCGGCCGGAAUGACCGGGCGCCCGACACGUACGCUUAUACAAUUCCUACAGGCGCUCUGUUAAACAGUCUGCAGAUGGUCAUUUUACGUAAACUCGCGCGUCAAACGGGUUCUUGUAAUUUUCUAUACAUACAUAUGUUCAAGUUUACACAGAAGGAUAUGUAUAUAGAGAUAUACAUAUAGGGGAAUUGCGCCUAAUAUGGAGAGGGAUUAUAUAGGACGAUCUAAUCAGACUUGAAAUAAUAACGUUCAGUGAUAAAACGCAUAAACAACUUACCGCAGGCCAGUACCAGCAUUUUUAACGUCUCGCUAGAGAUAACAAGCUCAUCGAUCAGGUUCCUACGAGAGUUUAAGAUCGAAGAUAGUAGGUUGAACGUGUUCUAACUCUAACAUGAUUUGGAAAUAUAUAUUUAAUAUCACGAAUCUGAAUAGACAUAGAAACGUGAGUUGAAAAUUCUAACAAAAUAUAAGGAAUGCUAGCAGAGAUCGUGAUUUCUGCAUGCUAUGGAAAUACAUUGCCAUUAUAAUAAGAAUAUUUAAAGAACAUAUAUAUUAAGUAAUGAAGGUUUAUACAUAUACAUUUUUAAUUCUUGAUAUAUUUGAUACAUCAAGAUAUAGAUAGAUGAUAUAUCUCAAAUAGUUAUAUUUCUAUCUGACAGAUCGUUAUCGAAAUACUUGACGAUUAUACGAUCCCCGGACUCAAAAUUGUCAUACCUCACCAUAUUAGGCAGUGCCUAUACCUUUUAAGUUACCACUUCUUAUAUUAUGAUUAAACUAUAUAACCCGUAAAAAUAAUGUAUACAUGCGGUAAAGAAAAGGAUGUCUGAAAUAGAAUACUUAACAUCCAGAUGUGAAGCUGCUCAUUUUCAGAACGUUUUUGUUAAGGAUAAAUUCCGACAUCUCUAGAUACGUUUGGUGUUGUAAAAUUUAUGAUUUAUGUAUUCAUUGCAUUUUGAUAUAUACAGGAGUAUAUUUGGAAAACUUGUCAUAAAGUUAUUUCUAUUAAUCUAGCUUCAAUCUAAUCUAACCCUUUUGUUUAAAUUCAUCUGUAUCCCAUUUUCCAAAAAAAAUCCAACAGCAAGAUCUUCCCUCCAUUAGACACCGUUCCCCUAUAUAAAAUACAAUUUUCAUUACAAAUUAAGACAAUCCCUUUGAUACAUACGACUAUCACGUUCGAUGGCUCGUAUAUAUAAAACUGCAGUUUUUAAAAUAAGUUUGUAACUCUUUUACAAUUUUGUACAGUCGAAUUGCUUUUGUGUAAAGCCGAGCUCUUCUUUUAAUAAAGAUUAUUGAAGACCU
Molecule: messenger RNA, 2834 nt
Organism: Vollenhovia emeryi
Lineage: Eukaryota; Metazoa; Arthropoda; Insecta; Hymenoptera; Formicidae
Product: cytosol aminopeptidase-like
Exons: 8
Coding region: 58-1599 (513 amino acids)
Biological process (GO): proteolysis
Cellular component (GO): cytoplasm
Molecular function (GO): metalloaminopeptidase activity; manganese ion binding
Source: RefSeq, a predicted model, not a curated record